CUCUCUCUCUCUCUCUCUCUCCUCCUCACACCUGCCUCACUCCUUCUCUCUCUAGAGCAAACCCUACCUCCACUGCCGCCACACUCCUCCGCCGGCCGGUCCAGCCAAAACGCCAAAAGCCACCAGAUUGAAAAAUCGAACCAUAAAAUACCAGAAAAGCCAGGUGCAGCUUGGGUUUCAGCUUCUUUCUAAUCGAGAGCAAGCAGAUAUCAAAUAAGAGCAGAGAUGUUUCCAGGAAUGUUCAUGCGCAAACCAGACAAGGCGGCGGCCUUGAAGCAGCUGAAGGUACACGUGGCUAUGUUUGGGGUGUGGGUAGCUGUGGUUCGUGUCACUCCUUACAUUCUUCAUUACCUCUCUGAUGACAAGGAAGAGCUCAAGCUCGAGUUCUAGAUUCCUCCUCUCUUUCUUUUCAGGUUACAAGGAGAGAAUUCGAUUGGGAUGUAAAAGAGUUUCAAGUUCCUGAUUCCUUUUCAGCCUGCUUAAGUGUGAGGCCAUGGUGUUGUCACAUUAGGUUAUAUUUGCAUUUGCUUUGAUCAUGCUUGUUAGAUUUUUUACUGAAAUGGAGGAUUGAGUUCUUCCAUAUUAUGUCAUGACGGUUAUAUCUAAUUGAAUAUACCUUUGAAUAUCUUGCUAGUA
Molecule: messenger RNA, 636 nt
Organism: Theobroma cacao (cacao)
Lineage: Eukaryota; Viridiplantae; Streptophyta; Magnoliopsida; Malvales; Malvaceae
Product: mitochondrial import receptor subunit TOM6 homolog
Cellular component (GO): mitochondrial outer membrane translocase complex
Source: RefSeq, a predicted model, not a curated record